AUGGCUUGGAAACGGCUGCUGACUCUCCUGCCCUGGCUGCUGUUCUACAAGCUCUUCUACAAGGUCGAGGACUUCACGGAGUCGGAUCUCGUCGAGAACAGCCUAGACUAUCACCCCGAGGACUACAUCGAUUCCUUCACCGACUUCCAAAAGCACGAUUACUUUCAGUAUUGAGAGACCACACAUUAUCCAUCAAUUUUUUUAAGUUUUCGUUUCGUUCAAUAAAGCAGAGUGAAUAUGAGUACAUGCCUUUUGUUUUUG
Drosophila ficusphila is the source of this 261-nucleotide messenger RNA. It is a transcript of the gene ng4, whose product is annotated as protein new-glue 4. The record is from RefSeq and is a predicted model, not a curated record. NCBI's taxonomy places the organism in Eukaryota, Metazoa, Arthropoda, Insecta, Diptera, Drosophilidae. The transcript has a single exon. The coding region runs from base 1 to 174 and encodes 57 amino acids.